Colletotrichum acutatum is the source of this 429-nucleotide messenger RNA. RefSeq lists its product as uncharacterized. NCBI's taxonomy places the organism in Eukaryota, Fungi, Ascomycota, Sordariomycetes, Glomerellales, Glomerellaceae. The coding region runs from base 1 to 429 and encodes 142 amino acids. The transcript is spliced from 2 exons. The record is from RefSeq and is a predicted model, not a curated record.
AUGUACGAUGUUGGAUUGGUGUUAUUUGUCACUCUUGUCACUCUUGUCAAUUUUCUAGGGGGGUUUUUGGCUCAACUGCGAGGCAGACCUGUAGCCGACUUGAUGCUGCUCAUGAAUUUGGCCAACAAGCGACUGUCUGGCUGCUCUUACCAGCAAGCAUACCCAUCCCUCAAUGUAAGGGGAAGAAAUUCCAUCUUCAAGUUGGGUUGGGAAGCCUUCACUGAUGGCCGCUCCGAUUUAUCGAGAGCGAAAUGGGUACGGAUGUGCGUCUUGGAUCUAGGACGAGGCUCGUCUGCUGAUCGAGAUGUAGAGAUCGGACCCUCCGUCAGAGAACCACAGACCCAAGAUGUUCAGACUCUGGAGGCAGACGUCAAGAGAUCACGACUCUACGAGCACAGAGUCGAAGCAAAGAGAAGAGCGAUAUGGUAG